CCUUUGAUACUGGUGAUAUAAACGGUGGAGCAGCCGGACAGAAGCGCUAUUUCUAGCUCGUGUGACGCUCAAGCCCAACUCGACCGCCAUGGAGUGGAAGCCUAUGGAAAUCAACCCUGAGAUGCUGAACAAAGUGUUGUCUAAACUGGGCGUGGGCGACAGCUGGCGUUUCGUUGAUGUCUUGGGGUUCGAGGACGAGCCUCUGGCCUCGGUGCCGAAGCCAUCUUGCGCGGUGAUGCUGCUGUUUCCUCUCACGCCUCAGCAUGAGACCUUCAGAGAAAAGCAGUCCACAGAGCUGGCUGAGAAGGCCAAGGAGAUCCCCAGCGUGUACUUUAUCAAGCAGACCAUCGUCAACUCCUGUGGCACAGUCGGGCUACUGCAUGCUGUAGCCAACAACAAGGACAAACUGGAAUUCAAGAGUGGAUCGGCACUGAAGAGCUUCCUGGAUAAAACCGCCAGCAUGUCUGCAGAAGACCGGGCCAAGGAGCUGGAGAAGAGCCAGGCCAUCCAUACAGCCCAUGAUGAAGUAGCAGCAGAAGGACAGUGCAGGGUAGAGGAAGAUAAAGUGAAUUUCCACUUCAUUACCUUCAUCAAUGUGGACGGGCACCUGUAUGAACUGGAUGGAAGAAUGAGUGUGCCUGUUGAUCAUGGGGCUACAAAAGAUGACUCGUUCAUCAUGGAUGCUGCCAAGAUCUGCAGGCAGUUUGUGGAGCGUGAGAAGGGGGAAGUUCGAUUCUCGGCGGUGGCGCUGUGCAAAGCUGCCUAAGCCCGUAGUUGCGUGCUCGCGAGGGGGGGGAGAGAUGCGGUUUGCACCAAAAACUAGCACACGCGCACAGCACGUAGAGCCAAGCUUGCAGAAGCCUUGUGUUUUGGUGUCUCCUACCAAGAUGGGGAAUUCUUGUAGCAGUUCUUAAGUACUAAAAUGUCAGUUGUCCCAUCUCUUCUCUGACCACUUCCCACCUUUCCUUUCUGGUGUUGGAAUAGUUGUUGAGGAUGGGCCUUCUGGAGGUGGGGAAAAAAAAAAAAUGCUAAAGUGCCUCUUUGUGGUUUUGAAGUUGCCGGGGCGGGGGGAGAACAUGCUGAGAUGUUCCAGUUAUGAGUUUCUACCUUUUUGAAGGCCGCAGUACUCUGUUGCCUUUCUCGCCAUGUCCAUUUUGUUCACUUUGUUCCGUGUUUAGCGCUGAGCUGUUGUGGAAGACCAUUAAAUGCCUCUGGGCAACAAUC
Lepisosteus oculatus (spotted gar) is the source of this 1224-nucleotide messenger RNA. It is a transcript of the gene uchl1, whose product is annotated as ubiquitin carboxyl-terminal esterase L1 (ubiquitin thiolesterase). Gene Ontology annotation, biological process: ubiquitin-dependent protein catabolic process; protein deubiquitination. Gene Ontology annotation, molecular function: cysteine-type deubiquitinase activity. NCBI's taxonomy places the organism in Eukaryota, Metazoa, Chordata, Actinopteri, Semionotiformes, Lepisosteidae. The record is from RefSeq and is a predicted model, not a curated record. Gene Ontology annotation, cellular component: cytoplasm.